AUGCGCCCCCUUUUUAAGAAACCGUCAUGGGCAGCGAAAGAAACCGAAGGAAAUGGCAUGGAAUUCUACCGUCGCUCAGAGCAAACCUAUUCUGAUAUUGUUGCUGCGACACGAGAAGCCCACCGAAAGCCGAAAACACCGGAACUCACACCUGUUGAUGAUGAGUUUGCUGACAAUACCGGACGAAGCAAGCGGCGCCGGCUCUCUCAAGAAACGAGAGAAGAGAGCAUGGAUGCUGGUCCGACUAUAGCCAUGUCCCCCGGAACUGAUGGCGAGAAAAGCGUGCCAACGGAAGCGCAACAGCUUAAAUAUUCUCCGUCGAACCACAACAACUAUGGAGUAGGACUGGGAAAGGAACUAUCCAAUGAAGGAAAUGCGCAUUUUCGCCCAGACGGAGAGUGCGAAACCGUCUCAUCGCCACCAGUAAAUGGCCGCGAUAUCACCCCAACUUCAGAAACCCGCUCGUGUGAGUCCUCCAAGAAAGUCAAUUAUCCGGGAGAAAAAGCUACCCAGUCUGUCCAACCACCGAACCCGCCGGAUGAUCCGGUCGUCCAGGUCUUGAUCUCAUCCGAAAUCACCAACACGAAGCCAUUACUGGUCCACCGAAAAAUGUCUCAGGGGUUGAGAGAAGUGCGUCUGGCAUGGUGCAAUCGCCAAAACUUCGAUCCGGAAAUUCAAUCAUCGAUCUAUCUGACCUGGAAGGGCCGCCGCGUAUUCGACGUGACGACCUGUAGGAGCCUUGGAGUACACGCUGGAAGAAACCAUUUGUCCUCAAGCAUGGACGAAGACCUUAUUCCGGGCUACCCAGAGCUGCGCAUACAUAUGGAGGCGGUUGCCGAUCGGCCUCUACCAGUCAGCCGCCCAAGCCCUUCGCCCGACCACGGCAAGAUCCCUUCUGCGUCACAAACACCAGAAAAUGACAAGGAUGUACCGAUGAAACUUGUUUUGAGAAGCCCCGGACUGGAUGAUUUCAAAAUCAAAGCAAGGGCAAAAACCCCAAUUUCGCGACUCAUCUCUGCUUUUCGAAACAAACAGAAUAUCUCCAUGGACCAAACGAUCUCCCUCCAAUUUGAUGGAGACAAAUUGAAACCCGAUGAUUGCCUUGGCGAUUAUGACAUUGAUGAUCUAGAUUUGGUGGAUGUCCAGAUCACAAAAUGCGCCUAA
Penicillium canescens is the source of this 1164-nucleotide messenger RNA. RefSeq names its product small ubiquitin-related modifier domain-containing protein. The transcript has a single exon. Gene Ontology annotation, molecular function: protein binding. NCBI's taxonomy places the organism in Eukaryota, Fungi, Ascomycota, Eurotiomycetes, Eurotiales, Aspergillaceae. Bases 1 to 1164 code for a protein of 387 amino acids. The record is from RefSeq and is a predicted model, not a curated record.